Eremothecium cymbalariae DBVPG#7215 is the source of this 663-nucleotide messenger RNA. RefSeq names its product MIND complex subunit NSL1 (gene NSL1). The transcript has a single exon. The record is from RefSeq and is a predicted model, not a curated record. Gene Ontology annotation, cellular component: MIS12/MIND type complex; kinetochore. The coding region runs from base 1 to 663 and encodes 220 amino acids. Lineage: Eukaryota; Fungi; Ascomycota; Saccharomycetes; Saccharomycetales; Saccharomycetaceae. Gene Ontology annotation, biological process: mitotic sister chromatid segregation.
AUGUCACUUUAUCCAGGUAAGUUAGAUCUUUCUAGUCAAGAGAUCAAGCAUAUCCAUCUCUUGUUCAAGGACAUUCUAGACGAGAAACUUCGGCUCCAUCUUCCUCAGGAGCAGCUGGAACCUUCUGAAAAAAAGGAGGGAGAGUAUGAAAACGAUACGAUGGAAAGGCAGGUGCUGCUAGAGAUAGAGAAAUUUCUAAUGUCAGUGAUGGAUAUGGCUAGCGAUUCGAUAAAUGUUGUCGACUCUAGGAGCGGAGUUACGUUAGCUGACGUCAUCAACGAUGUUCAGGGAGAGUAUGUAGAGCCGUUUGAUAUUGAGCUAAAUGAAAAGGUACGCAGGUUGUAUCAGGAAUGGGAGGCAGAAACGCUUAAAGUUUCACAGUUGAGACGUAACGGCCCGAAAGCCAUUGUUGAUGUUUACCAGAAAGAUGAGAGUCGUGCUUUGGAGGACAUAGAUGCGAGGAUACAGGCCUUACGUGAUGCACGGGAACAGAAACGUACGCCUGCAGUAGAGGAAGAAGACGCAGAUUUCUGGAACGAGAGAGGAGAGGACUACUACGAAUCUUUAAAAGCUUUACAGCUUGCACAAGAACUUCUCCCACGUGACCGCAUGAAGCUGGAGAAACUAAAAAAGCUAGUUCAAUACGUCGAGAAGGAUAUGUAA